AUGCCUCUAGAAAACAACGCCAUUAUUGAACACAUUUCAAAUCGGAUCAGUCCAGAACCGUGGGAAUUCAAUGGCGUGAAUGGUUUCAAGAGCGCAGUUCAGACCUCGGCAGAGCGGCUGACGAAGGCACUUUUCUCAGAGUCUGUCGAGGCGAAGCUAUGGAUUGUGGCUGCUCACGCAUUGGAAAGCUCCAACCCGCCCGUGCUCUAUCCGGAAUAUACCGACGAAAGAGGCAAUUAUGUCUACCGAACCCUUGAUUUUUGGACAUCAGGCUUCUUUCCGGGGUCCAUGUAUCUUCUACUCGAGCGAUCGAUUCUUUAUAAUCGAAAUGCAUGUCUACCUAAACCUGUCAACAACAACCCCGAGAUAAGACCUCACCCACUCCAACUCGAGCACCUAUGUCGGUGGUGGACGACCAAUCUUCAUCAAAACGCACUGAAGCGUGAUACACAUGAUGUCGGGUUUAUGAUUGCACCGUGGGCUAUGAAAGCCUGGGAGCUGAAGCGGGACCCAGCUGCGUUCGGCAGUUUGGUCAUGGCUGCGCACUCCCUUGCGAGUCGGUUCAACACAGUUACGCAGUGUUUGCGCAGCUGGGACGUCUGCAUUACCAAUAGGUACAAAUUCACAGAUCCAUCAUUGGAUUUUUUGGUGAUUAUUGAUAACAUGUUAAACCUUGAUCUCCUUUUCUGGGCUGCAAAGGAGACUUCAAAUUUCGCUCUAUAUGACAUUGCGCUGGCGCAUGCGCGUACGACACAAAAACACCAUAUUCGGAAAGAUAACAGUACCUUCCAUGUCGUGAACCUUGACGUGGAGACUGGCAAUGUCAAAUCUCGAUUUACAAACCAGGGCUAUAGUGAUGACAGUUGCUGGGCUCGAGGACAGGCAUGGGGGAUUUUGGGGUUCAUGCAGACCUUCCAUUGGACUCAGGACCUUUCGUUCAUGAACCUAGCCAAGGACCUGGCAGACUACUUUAUCGCGCAUUUGCCGGCCGAUGGCGUGCCGUACUGGGAUUUCAAUGCACCAGUGACAGAAGCGUGUCCCCGCGAUACGUCUGCAGCUAUGAUCGCCGCUUGUGGCAUGCUUCUCAUUUACAAAGAGCUUAUGGGUAGCCAAGAGGCGGACCACUACCUCUGUCAAUCGGUAAAGCUAGUCAACAACGUUGUUGACAAGUUCCUGGGUCGUGAAACCAUUCGGUUUGAGGCUAAGCCCCUUGUAUCGCAAGUUUCAGUCUAUCCAAAUGACUGUAUCCAUGAGCAAACCGGGGACGGCUUCGAUAUUCUACAAGUUGUGCAUGAUAAUAGCACGACGUCAAAAGCCAGUCAGACUAUUUUGGGCGGAGCCACCAUCAACAACUAUGAGUUUGCGCCGAGAAGGUGGUCAAAUCAUGGGCUGGUUUAUGCGGACUAUUACUUUUUGCUUUAUGGCAACAUGAUUCUCGAGAUGGGGCUUGGCUCUUCUAUUGCGUAA
Messenger RNA from Penicillium samsonianum, 1467 nucleotides. Its product is annotated as glycoside hydrolase family 88 protein. Gene Ontology annotation, molecular function: chondroitin hydrolase activity. The coding region runs from base 1 to 1467 and encodes 488 amino acids. The record is from RefSeq and is a predicted model, not a curated record. Gene Ontology annotation, biological process: polysaccharide catabolic process. NCBI's taxonomy places the organism in Eukaryota, Fungi, Ascomycota, Eurotiomycetes, Eurotiales, Aspergillaceae. The transcript has 3 exons.